Molecule: messenger RNA, 1795 nt
Organism: Spirodela intermedia
Lineage: Eukaryota; Viridiplantae; Streptophyta; Magnoliopsida; Alismatales; Araceae
Source: the annotation of a GenBank genome assembly
AUGGAGCUCAAGAUGCGUGUUGCAACUGUGUGCUCCCUUAUGCUGCUUACUCUCCUACUCUCAACAGGUAACAACUCUCCUAUCUAGCAGAAAAGAUCCGGCUUUCCCCUUAUCUCAGUCGUUGUACUAGGCUUCUAAUAUCGUCCUGUGUCAUGAUUUCAGCUUUCACCGAAGGACAGACUUGGAUCUGUUCGGAGACAAGUAGGUAUUAUACUGGACCCUGCGAGGCUCACCGCUGCAUUUCUGCAUGCCAAGCGGAGGGUUCCCAGUCCGGCAGAUGCGGGGUGCCUGGAGGGCAGUGGUGCUUCUGCCUCAAGCCAUGUGCCGGCAAGCAGGCAGGGAGCACGGCAGCUUCCCGCCCGUAGCUCCUGUGUUACCAAAUGUCUCCCUCUAUGUCGUUUCGAUUGCAGCCAUCUACAUCUGCGCUAUCAUCUCUCUUUCCGUCAUAUGUCCGUCUCUCCCUUUCUCGCCCUCUCCAUUUCCAUUAAUAAUUAGGAUGUCCCAGUGUAAGAGAUACCGAGCAAUCAUAGGAGAUGGUCUUAUCUGACUGGAAUGUUAAAGUGUUGCUUGAAUACCCGCGGGACUUGGUUUUCUUGGAAAUUGUAGUUUACAGCCUCCCCUUCUGCUGGAUAAAUUUGCAGAAGGCUAAGGCGUAUAGAUCUGAUUCGCGAACAGUUAACACGAACUUGCCUGGUUGGUUUUUCUAUCUUGACCCUCUAUAGAACUGGCUCCAUGAGUCAUCGAAAAAAUAAACUUCAAAUCCGAUGCAUUCAGAUAAGAUCUCCCUGUAAUUUUCUGCAAUGAAAAAUUGUGCAUUUAGAGAAUACAUCUAUGCAUACAUACUAAAAAUAGAUUGGGUCCCAGCGUUUGUCGAAAACUCCCCUUAAGUUAGAGAUUAGAGAUUAAGCAGGGAAAUAAAGGAUAUCCAGAAGAAUCAAAGGUGACGACGAGUGUCCUUUCAUUUAGGUUGACAAUGUACCGCUAACAGCUAUAUAUGUCUAGACCCUCAGAAAAAAUAUAUGAUGAAUAAAUCUUCCACUGGUUCAGUACGUAUAAUUAUUUAGAGGGGGGGGAAGGUUACAAGCUGCGUCGUGAAUCAUCCACAAUGUAGUUGUUGGUGUUGCAACUUCGGAAAAAAGGACUUCUCCCCCGUUUCUAUACUUUUUGAGGCGGAUACUCGGCAUACUAUUUGGCAAUUAAUGGACGACGGUUACAGAAGUUUCCUUUAAUGUGGAAGCGGUAUCUUCCAUAUAAAUUUGAAAACGAAGGAAAUCCGUGGCCUUAAUUGCGUCGUAUCUUCCGUAUCUAUUAUGAGAAUUCUUCUCGCUGUUGGAUAUAUUAGUCCCGGGAGGAAUACCUCCCAUCUCGGUGACGUCGGUCUCUUCCCCUCCUCUCCCCUCUCUCCCUCUCUCGCUGGGGUGUGACGAUUUCCGGCUCUAAUGGAAAGCAAGAAAGGAAACAUUGCUCUGUGUUGCCUCCUAUUAAUCCUGGGGCUAUCAUCAGGUGAGAAAGCUAAUCUCUGCCUCAGGAAUCCUAUCACCUUCACUCUCCUCUCUUACUUUCUAUCUUCCCACACACACCGCCCCCAGUCUAUGCAAACGAAAAGCCAGGGCCACUGGUGCUCUCGCCGCCGUGCGACUGCGGAGGGAAAUCGUGCCGGGACCUGGAUAUCUGCAAUAAACCGUGCCAGCAGCUGGGUUACGAUGUCGGCGUAUGCGAGCCUAUGAUUGCGCGUUGCUACUGCAUCAAGGAUCGCACCGACCAGGCCGGGAGCCCGGUUUCCUGGAACCCGUAA